Molecule: messenger RNA, 1533 nt
Organism: Penicillium atrosanguineum
Lineage: Eukaryota; Fungi; Ascomycota; Eurotiomycetes; Eurotiales; Aspergillaceae
Product: DUF1996 domain-containing protein
Exons: 3
Coding region: 1-1533 (510 amino acids)
Source: RefSeq, a predicted model, not a curated record
AUGCAGGACAUUCGCCUUACAGCCAUUUUGGGCGCCUGUCUUACCAUAUUCCCCGUCGUUACUGAUGCUUUUUGGCGCCUUCCCUGCCGUGGGCGAACUGGCGUUGCUCGUUUGGACCCUAUUGUCGACCCGGGAGACAUCUCAGGACACAUUCAUGCGGUCCACGGGGCAGGAAACUUUGGCAUGAGUUCUGAUAUGAAUACUCUGCUCGAGUCCAGCUGCACCUCAUGCGCUGUAGAGCAGGACAUGUCCGCUUACUGGACCCCUCCUCUCUACUUUAUGCACACCAACGGCAGCGCCGAAUUGGUUCCAGAGGUUGGAGGCAUGCUUGCUUAUUAUCUCCUUUAUGGAGAGAAUGUGACAGCCUUUCCGAGUAACUUUAGGAUGUUAGCAGGCGACCCCCUCCAGCGCAACUUCACCUGGCCGAUUCCUGACCCACCGAAAUCUUCAUGGUCUGGUCCCCAAGAAUCGCAGAAAGCGUUACGCCAAAAGGCUAUUGGAUUCAACUGUCUGAACUACGCCGCAGCUGCUGAAUCCUCCCUCUAUCGUCAUUUUAUGCCGAAUAAAACCUACCUCGAUGAACAUUGCACGGAUGGGGUCCGCCUCGAGCUGAUGUUCCCGUCUUGCUGGAAUGGCAAGGAUGUCGAUUCAACGGACCACAAAUCCCACGUGGCGUAUCCCUCUCUUGUGAUGGACGGCACUUGCCCGGAUGGAUACGAGACUCGACUGGUCUCACUUUUCUAUGAGACUAUCUGGAACACAUACGCUUUCAAAGACGUGGAUGGCUACUUUGCGCUCUCAAACGGUGACCCGACAGGAUAUGGGUACCAUGGUGACUUCAUGUAUGGCUGGGAAGAUGGCAUCCUUCAGGAGGCAGUCGACACUUGCACGAGUGAGACGGGUCUCGUUGGCGAUUGCACAAUAUUCAAUCUCCAAUCGGAGGAAAAGCAGAGAGAUUGUUUCUUUGACGUGCCGGAGUCACUGAAAGAUGAAAAUGUCCAUAUGCAUGCGGAUGGAUUGCCUGGGAGUGUUCCGAUUGAAUGGGGCCCAGCAUACGCCACCAUGUCAAUGGCUUCAUCUUCAUCGUCGAGCACUACAUCGCUGGAGCCUAGCACUUCCACUCCUUAUAUCUCCAUCUCGCUGCCUUCCCUCUCUAUCAGUAUAGGGGACUUGAAUCUCGAUGCCUACGUCACGCAAGAAGUCGCUACUACUGCACCCUCUACCACUACAUCGACCUCCACCCCUACUCCGACCCCCACCACCUCGGUGGAAGUGGAUUCCAUGACUGAAGAGAUUGUCUAUGUGGAGCAGGACGUGUAUGUCCUGAUUGACGAAAAUGGCUCUCCCUAUGCCACCACUACCGGUGUUCAGCGGACGCUCUCAUCUUCAACUACGACAAUUAUGGCGACAUCGACAGUGGUAGCAUACGUUGAGAGAGACAAUGUGCCAGAAGAACCUGAACAACGGGAACGUAUUGCCGAGCAUGCUCGCCGACACGUCCAUCACCAUGGCCACAUGCACAAGAGAUUCUAA